AUGUCAAAUAAAAUACACGAGUAUUUCGAUACCGCAUAUUCCCAAUGGAAUAUUCGCGAUUUUUUGGAUAAGUGUGAUUUAGAACCACUCGGACAGAAGACAGAUUGUUACGUUAGGUGUCUUAAGACCAUUGCUAAUCGCGGGACUGAUCGCAGGCGUGAAAAAGCACAGGAACUACUCAACAGAUCCUCUGACGUUCAAGGUUCCGAGCCGAGUCACGAAGCCAGUGUUGGAGCGCAUACGACUUACGAGGUCGUCUUACGUUCAAGGUUACGAGCCGAUCUGACACUGGCCCUGCUGGGGCAUCGUCAAUUAGCAAGAAGUUGGGAUAAAGAACGUUCUUAUAAGAAUAAAUCGGCCGAAUCUUCAGUUCACGUCCACCAUCCAACGUUUAUAGGAGGAGGGACUGUUAGUGGGAUUAUAAACUCUGAAACUUUCAUUUCCGGAUCAUCAGAAAAGGAUCAGAAAAAGGCACAG
Messenger RNA from Scutellospora calospora, 477 nucleotides. The record is from the annotation of a GenBank genome assembly. Lineage: Eukaryota; Fungi; Glomeromycota; Glomeromycetes; Diversisporales; Gigasporaceae.